Messenger RNA from Cyclospora cayetanensis, 990 nucleotides. RefSeq names its product set1/Ash2 histone methyltransferase complex subunit ASH2. NCBI's taxonomy places the organism in Eukaryota, Apicomplexa, Conoidasida, Eucoccidiorida, Eimeriidae. The record is from RefSeq and is a predicted model, not a curated record. The transcript is spliced from 8 exons. Gene Ontology annotation, cellular component: Set1C/COMPASS complex. Gene Ontology annotation, molecular function: protein binding; transcription cis-regulatory region binding.
AUGUCAGCGGAGCUGCAUCCCCAUGAUCAGCAUGGGCGUCAUGGGACGCAUGACAUAAUUCCACAUGGGGCCAAAGAACGAUCUCAGGCCGAAGAGGCGAUCAGAAAAGCCAAAUUACCUCCACUCACCCUUGCCAGAGAUGAUUUGCCUUUUGUCGUUCUGUCAGAGAGGUACCGGGAUAGAAGAAUCAAGCUUUCCGCAGACAGGCUUACGUGCGAGGGGUACAAGGGGUGGGCGAGCGUCUUCGCAACGCAUGCGUGCAACAGUGGCCGGUUCUACUUCGAGGCUGAGGUUCUGGAGCCUCAGCUUGAAAGGCUGCAGUUCGCUGGAUAUCCAGCCGAUCUGCAACCGAAAGUGCAGCCCUACUUCAGAGUUGGCUGGGCCUGUCGGUACCAGCGAUUCGACUUGCCUAUUGGAGCAAACCUCUUUUCCUACGCGCUCUCUGAUUUCGGCUCUUGUUCUCUCCUGCACGGAGCACACAGACAAGCCCCCCAACUAGCGCAUGCGGAGAUGAAAAAUUUUCAGAUCAGUCCGUGUUGAAUCACAACGCACUGUGUGGAACUUGUAAUCCCCCGGAGGCGGGUAGACUCAUGUCUGGACGCACGAGGCUUUAGUGUUCGUGUCGACUCAGCCUCGGGCGAUGUGAUUGGGUGCUACAUUUGUCUCCCGGAGCCCGUCUCCUGGCCUCCGGAUCCGCGUGAAGAUAGCAAGCUUUACGAGUACCUGCAAGCUGGUAUUUUGUGCUCCCCUGAAAGCCCUCCAGUGCCUCGGCGCAGCAAGCCUGAAGAAUCUUGGAUUGCCUUUUCAAUCAACGGGAGGAGAUUGCCAGGAGGCUUUAAAGGGAUAAGUGAGGGGGACUACCACCCUGCUUUCUCUCUCUAUAUGGGUGCCAGGCUCCGAUUCAACCCAGGCCCAGAGUUUAAGCAUCUCCCAGCCGAAUCGGAAGGCAUCCUACCUGCAUGCUGCAUGCAACGCCCUUUCAUCCCUUAA